This is a messenger RNA of Candida tropicalis MYA-3404, 192 nucleotides long. RefSeq lists its product as uncharacterized. NCBI's taxonomy places the organism in Eukaryota, Fungi, Ascomycota, Pichiomycetes, Serinales, Debaryomycetaceae. The transcript has a single exon. The record is from RefSeq and is a predicted model, not a curated record. The coding region runs from base 1 to 192 and encodes 63 amino acids.
AUGAUAACGGAUGAUCAAUUAAAUACCAUUGCUUUGACAUUUGGAUUUGCUUCUAUUAUUUUGAUAAUAAUAUACCAUGCCAUCUCAAUUAAUGUCAAACAAUUAGAAACAUCAAAAAGUACAGAAAAAGCCGCAGUUGAAUCAGAAAUUGCUGCUGAAGAACUAGUUGCCGGUAAAAUCUCCAAGAAAUAG